This is a messenger RNA of Aspergillus luchuensis, 2766 nucleotides long. RefSeq names its product putative PKS/NRPS-like protein biosynthetic cluster. Gene Ontology annotation, biological process: secondary metabolite biosynthetic process; fatty acid biosynthetic process. The record is from RefSeq and is a predicted model, not a curated record. Gene Ontology annotation, molecular function: fatty acid synthase activity. NCBI's taxonomy places the organism in Eukaryota, Fungi, Ascomycota, Eurotiomycetes, Eurotiales, Aspergillaceae. The transcript is spliced from 6 exons. Bases 1 to 2766 code for a protein of 921 amino acids.
AUGGCUCCCCCACGACUUCUCUGCUUCGGUGACCAAACCACUGAUUCAUGCAGCCGUAUCAAAGACUUAUACGCGAAGGCGACCCAAUACAAUCGUCUACGCGACUUCCUGACUGUCGUCGACCGUCUUGUCCGUUCACAGCGUUUGGGUAUAUCGACCACUGACAACCCCCUUUUUGAUGAUUACGAUUCGAUGGAUACCGUGGCUGAGGCCUAUGCUCAGCGAACCGAUUAUGGUGUCGUUAUGCCCACCGUGCUACUCUGUGUAGCUCAGCUUGGAGGCUUGAUUCUACACCUGGAGGAGAACCCAACUCUUCUGUGGGGAGAAACUUCCAAGUUGCACAUCGUUGGUCUCUGCACUGGGUUGUUCCCGGCAGCUCUGGCGGCCACUGUCCCAUCACCGGCAGAGUUGCUUCCUUUGUCGUUACUCAUGGUUAUGUUAUCACUGCGCCUGGCAAUCCAGGUGGACCGCCGAUCUCGCUACAUUGAGGCUUCGACCCAGAGUUGGGCAGUAUCGGUGAAGCGGGCCUCGGCCGGUGAGCUGGAAAGAGUGAUUGCAUCCUUUAAUGAGGAACAAGAGCUUCCAGAACAUAAGCGGGCGUAUAUAAGUGCCGAACUUGAUACAUCUGUGACGAUCAGCGGUCCUCCUUCCACGCUAUCCCUCCUUACGCGCCACCCCUCAAUCAGCAACCUGCCAAAGUUGGAACUACCAAUCGCCGCCGCAUACCAUGCUCCUCAUCUCAGAAGACCUAGCUUGGAGGAUAUUUUAGGGCCUUUGAAGGUUCCAGACCUUCGAGUUCGGCGAAAUGUUACUGUGGUGUCCCCAAACUCAGGCAUGCCGUAUGCCACUGCCUCCUUGCGCGGACUGCUACAUUUCAUGAUGGCUGAUCUCCUCCAAAAUAAGGUGUCCUGGAACAGGAUGAUGAGAGGACUGCCUCCGGGCCUGAGGACAUCCAAUGCUACGAUGGCUGUUACACCAAGCGACCGGCUCGGAUCAUUGGUGGACGAAGUCUUCCUCGGUGAGUACUUCGAUGCUGAUUAUAACACUGUUGCUAUUGUUGGUAUGUCAUGCCGGCUUCCGGGGGUCGGCUCGCCAGAUGAUCUGUGGAAGAUACUAGAGAAUGGUCAGAGUAUAAAUAAAGGGACACCUGCAAAGUAUCCUGAUGCCCAGACCAGUGUAGACCGAUUCGGGAGUGUGAAGAAAAGCAGUCAACCGGUACAAAGCUGGUUCAUUGACCAGCCCGGGCUAUUUGACGCUGGCCUGUUCAACGUCGCUCCCGAUGAUGUUAAAGACAUGCACCCAAUCAAGCGGCUUCUACUCCUCGCCGUGUACGAGGCACUUGAAAGUGCUGGGUAUACCCCCCAUAGCCGUGACUCCCGGCGCGUGGGUACCUUCAUUGGACAGGCCACAGACCAGCCACGCUACCUUCGCGAUACUGUUGGCGCUGGGCGAUUGAAUCAAUACUUCAAGUGGGAUGGCCCUUCAUAUACCAUUGACACAGCAUCUUCUCCAAGCACAGCCCCUAUGGAGAUGGCGUAUCAUGCUCUACGUCGCAAUGAGUGUGAUAUUGCGGUGGUCGUAGGCACCAAUCACUUGUCUGAUCCGACGUGCAACUCCACUGAGGAAGGGCACUUUCGUUCAGAAGGAGUGGGUGUGGUUAUACUUAAGCGGCUACCAGACGCGCUCAAGGCUAAUGAUCGCGUUCGGGGUGUCAUCACCGCUGUGGUCUCUAAUAAUACAGGUAAUCCCUGCAACAAGCCUCCUCAGAAAAGGCUCUUAAAAGACGUCCUGCGACGCGCCCGUCUUGGUCCAGGGGACUUGGACUAUAUAGAAGGGGACGGGUGCGAUGAGGAGCAGAAUAUGGCGCAAGUCGAGUCGAUCGUGGAUCUCAUGUCACUCACGCCUGAAGGGAAUGAGCCCCUGCGCAUCGGCUCUGUCAAGCCGACGGUUGGCCAUUUGGGAGCAGCCUCUGGCAUUCUUUCUGUGCUCAAAUCUGUGCCCAUGCUUGAGCGGGGGGUAAUCCCUCCUGAUGUUGGUAUCAGCUCAGCCUCGAAGGGGCAAUUAGCCAAAGCCAAAGUUGAAGUUCCUCAGUCGGCAAUGGCAUUCCUGCAAUCUCGUCGAGGGCGUGAUACGCGCCGCAUUCUGGUCAACCACUCCAACACCAUGGGCGACAAAAUGGCAUUACUUAUUGAAAAUCAUCCAUGCGCUAUCCCUCAAAAGCGCUCUGACCAACGCGCUAACUAUGUGGUGGCGGUUUCCGGACAGACGGUGAAGUCCCUGAGAGGCAACCAAGAGCGACUUCUACAGUAUUUGCAGGCACAGCCUGAUGCGCAACUGGCCAACGUAGCAUAUACGACAACUGCCCGACGAGUGCAUCAUGUAUACCGUCGCGCAUAUUCCGUGGGUCAUGUCCGGCAGCUCAAGGAGAUCCUGCAGAAGGAGCUUGCAGAUCCCCUGCCUGUGGAUCUCGUUGGCAAUCAACCAAGCCGGGUCUUUGUAUUCACUGGCCAAGAGGGACAAUAUCCGGGGAUGGGGCGACAGCUCUUCAGGACGUGUCCUACCUUCAAACAACGACUGCUUGAAUGUAACAACAUAUGCACACAGCUUGGAUACGGACCGUUUGUGGACAUCAUUGAACGGGAAGAUCUUGACCUAGGCGACAUGACACCCGUCCAGAGCCAGCUUGCUGUGAUCUCGCUGGAAGUGGCACUGGCUGAUGCAUGGCGGGCCUGGGGCACUACACCGGGAUAUGGUUAUGGGACAUAG